UCGGAAAUCCUGAUUUGUACUGUGACUUCAAUGGAAAAAUCUCUCGGCGAUCUAGAGGGCAGCACCACAGGGGAGUCUAGCCGUGACCUGCUACCUGAACCCUUACACCGCCCCACCUGGGGCAGCAAACUUCAGUACAUCCUUGCUCAAGUUGGCUUUUCGGUUGGUCUUGGGAAUGUUUGGCGGUUUCCUUACUUGUGCCAUCAAAAUGGGGGAGGUGCCUUCCUGUUACUGUACUUUCUGCUGCUACUUAUCAUCGGCAUCCCGCUUUUCUUCCUGGAGUUAGCGGCUGGACAAAGCAUACGCCAGGGGAGCAUCGGCGUUUGGAAGCAUAUCAGCCCUCGGUUAGCCGGAAUUGGGUUUGCCAGCUGUAUAGUGUGUACAUUCGUCGCCCUGUAUUACAAUGUUAUUAUCGGAUGGAGCCUUUUUUAUAUGUUUAAUUCCUUCCAGUACCCCUUACCAUGGGAAAGCUGUCCCCUUCUGGCCAAUCAGACACAAGAAGAAGAGUUGGAGUGUGCCAAGAGUACACCCACUACAUACUUCUGGUACAGAAAAGCCUUGGAUGUUACAGAGUCCAUUGGAGCAUCAGAGAUGAACUGGCCAUUGACAGGGUGUCUUAUUCUUGCCUGGAUACUGGUUUGCGGUGGUAUGAUCAAAGGGAUCAAGUCUUCUGGGAAAGUGAUGUACUUUAGCUCGGUUUUUCCUUACGUUGUGCUCUUGUGCUUCCUUAUCCGUGGAUUGUUACUGGAUGGUGCUGUGGAUGGGAUUCGAAUCAUGUUUACGCCAAAGCUGGAAAUUUGGGGCGACGUUCAAGUUUGGCGCCAGGCAGCUACUCAGGUCUUCUUUGCAUUGGGCCUUGGAUUCGGAAGUGUGAUAGCAUACUCUAGCUAUAAUGAUCGUAAUAAUAACUGCCACUUUGAUGCUAUUCUGGUGUCAUUUAUUAACUUCAUGACUUCCAUCCUGGCAACACUCGUGGUGUUCGCUGUCUUGGGAUUCCGAGCCAACAUUGUUGCAGAGAAAUGUGUUGAAAAGUAA
Molecule: messenger RNA, 1035 nt
Organism: Staurois parvus
Lineage: Eukaryota; Metazoa; Chordata; Amphibia; Anura; Ranidae
Source: the annotation of a GenBank genome assembly